AUGGCGAAUCCCAACUAUACAGCAGCUAAGCCAGGAGACUUCUUUUGUCCCAGUGGAGGUACUUGGUAUGCGUGCGAGACGGGAACGAAGUUUCUUGGGUGCUGUAUGUCGGAUCCGUGCGUGCAUGGCUGCUUCGGUGACAUGCUACGGCCGGCAGGUCGCUCUUCAUCACUAUAUAACCUAUCACCCGGCGGAUCGUGUGGUGGUAACACACCCAUGUGGACUUGUAACAUGGCGCCAACGUUCUGGGGAUGCUGCAACGAGGAUCCGUGUAUGAACAAUUCGACAUGUCCGGAAGGAGAACUUGAACCGUCGUUCUGGGAUCGACCUGAUCAGUAUCACUACUUUCAUGAUCUUAACAUUGCACUCUCAUCCUCUUUCCCUGCACCUACGGCACUUUCGACCGCCAGCAGUAUAUCUCCAGCGCCUAGUGACACGUCUACGAUCACAGCUGCCGCCAGUCCCAGUGGAACCUCUAGUGCGGUCAUCGGAGGUGCUGUAGGAGGCUCACUCGCUUUGCUGAUUAUCAUCGCAGCGAUCAUAUUCUUCUUGUGGCGUCGGCGGCGUAACCAAAAGAAAAAGAGUACCGAGACAGAGGCGGCAAACACCUUGGUGAUACCAAAGGCAGAACUGGCAUCGCCCACUACACCUUCAGGUUUCUCACCACCUCCGACAUACUCUUGGGACCAUUCUGGCCAAAACUCACAACAGAAAUGGGCUCAUUACCACACGGGCCGUCAGGAACUGGGAGGAGACACGACAAGAGCUGAGCUUUACUCGCCAUCUACCAACAAGCCUGCUGAGCUUCCUGGAAGUCCAGAGACACGGGAACUUGAGUCACCACAGAACACUCCAGAAGUAGUACAGGGUGCAUUCGCUCACGACACGACGAAGCAGCAAGCACAUGGCUUGGGUGUCAGUAUAGCAGAGACUGCACGGUUGAAUGCGCAAACGUAG
This is a messenger RNA of Alternaria alternata, 957 nucleotides long. RefSeq lists its product as hypothetical. NCBI's taxonomy places the organism in Eukaryota, Fungi, Ascomycota, Dothideomycetes, Pleosporales, Pleosporaceae. The record is from RefSeq and is a predicted model, not a curated record. The transcript has 3 exons. Bases 1 to 957 code for a protein of 318 amino acids.